UUGUCCAUUUGUCCUCCCCCUCCGCUCCCCUGUCGCCUCUCCGCGUCAGUUUCCCUUCACCCUCACCGUCGCCGACGCCGCCCUUCUGCCCCUCCUGUGCCGCGCUCGACCUCCCCCUAAAUCCGCCGCGCGCACCGCCGCCACCGCCGCCUCGGAACCCGAUCUUCUUCGCCUCCCGCGUGACAGGCGCGGGCUCCCAUCGAUUGGAAGGGCUUGCUGCAUCAUGCAUUUUUGGUGGAUAAUCUUCAUUUGCUCUUGACUUUUCACUUCUUGUUGUCUUCAAAAUGUCAGGCUUGCUUAAUUCAAACCUUAAUGGUUCUGCAUCAAAUCUUCCGGACUCAACUGGAAGACCAUUUACAGCAUCCUUUUCAGGCCAAUCCGGAUCAAUUCCAGGUUUCCAUCAUUCUGGUUUGCACAACAUUCAUGGAAGUUUCAACCUUCCAAAUAUGCCUGGAUCACUUGCACAAAGGAAUGCUGCAAUGAGUGGCCUUCCAUCCUCUGGGGUUCAACAACCCGGUGGGAGCAUUUCUGGGAGAUUCACCUCAAAUAACCUUCCGGUUGCCAUGUCUCAGAUUCCGCAUGCACAUUCAGGUGUCAGUGGUAGAGGGAUGAAUGUUGGCGCAGGUCCAGCAUUUAGUAGCAGCAUGAAUAUUGGUGGUAACAUUCAAGGCUUAUCCUCGAGCUUGGGCGCCGGUGGUAGUCGCAAUUCUGUUCCUGGGAUGUCGGUAUCUCCAUCUUUAGGAAACUUGGGCCCACGGAUCACAAGUUCUGUAGGAAAUAUUAUAGGGGGAAGUAAUAUUGGAAGAAAUAUAAGCUCUGGUGGCUUAUCCGUGCCAAGUAUUGCAUCUCGGAUGAAUCUGAGUGGCAACACUGUGAGUGGUAAUCUAAAUGUGCAAGGAUCUAGCAGGAUGAUGAAUGGCCUGCUUCAGCAAGCAUCUCCUCAGUUGAUAAAUAUGCUUGGAAGUUCUUAUCCAACAUCUGGAGGUUCAUUAUCACAGAACCAAAUUCAAGCAGGAAAUAAUUCUCUAAGUUCUAUUGGGAUGUUGCAUGAUGCCAAUGAUACCGCUCCAUUUGACAUAAAUGAUUUUCCCCAAUUGACUGGUCGACCUAGUUCAGCUGGUGGUCCCCAAGGACAAUACGGGUCACUACGCAAACAAGGAGUUGGUGUUAAUACCAUUGUUCAACAAAACCAGGAAUUCAGCAUUCAAAAUGAAGAUUUCCCGGCUUUGCCUGGAUUCAAAGGUAACUCUUCAGAUUAUGCUAUGGAGUUGCAUCAUAAGGAACAACUUCAUGAGAAUGUACCUGUAAUGCAAACACAGCAGUAUCCUAUGGCAAGGUCAGUUGGCUUUAAUUUAGGAAGUAGCUACCCACCAAAUCGUCAGCAACACCAGCAAGGUGCUAACUCAGUCCAGAAUGCUGGAACUCAAAAUAUUGGACUAAGACCACUCAAUCAAACUCCUAGUUUGGCAUCGUACGAUCAACUUCUGCAGCAAUACCAGCAGCCGCAGACUCAAAAUCCUUUCAGGAUGCAGCAGAUGCCUUCAGCUGCACAUUCAUUUCGGGAUCAGAUUCAAAAGAUUCAAGGGGGGCCGUCACCACCCGAUCCAUAUGGCUUGUUAGGAUUACUGGGGGUUAUAAGGAUGAAUGAUGCUGAAUUAGCAUCUCUUGCUUUAGGAAUAGAUUUAACAACAUUGGGUUUGAACUUGAAUUCACCUGAUAAUCUAUACAAGACAUUUGGCUCACCCUGGUCAAAUGAGCCAGCAAAAGGAGAUCCUGAUUUUCAUAUUCCAGCUUGCUACUUCUCCGAGCAAACUCCAGCGCUACAGCCCAUACUUUUUCAGAAGCUUCACCUAGCAACCCUAUUUUACAUCUUCUAUAGCAUGCCAAAGGAUGAAGCUCAGCUAUAUGCUGCCCAUGAACUAUAUAGUCGAGGAUGGUUUUACCAUAAAGAAUCAAGGUUAUGGUUCACAAAAAUUCCAAAUGUGGAACCUCUAGUCAAAACUCAUCUCUAUGAACGUGGGUCUUAUGGUUUCUUUGACCCACAGAUUUGGGAGACAGUCCGUAAGGACAACUUUGUUCUCCAUUACGAGCUGGUAGAGAAAAGGCCGGCCCUGCCUUCUGUGGCACAAAAUGUUAGAUGAAAAAAAUUUCUGGGUAGACUCUUCCCACUAAGCAAGUUUUUCUUUGGUGUUCCUUCUGUACUAGGCAAUGAUUCCAUUGUUAUUUCAUCAGGUACCUCCUUAGUCCUAACUCAAAUUUUUGUGUCCCUGCUGGAUGGUACAAAGAAGCUCAUUCACAUUAUGGCAUCAUUACCUGAUUCUUAAGGACGGGGAGAAACUCAGAAACUAAGGUUACACUGAUCUGCUGUGAGGAGGAAGGCUGCAGAACAGAAGCGGGGAUGUCCAGCUGACAGCCCUUGUAAUUAUACUAAACAGUGGUAGAGAAUGUUGCAUUUUCCUUUGAUCGUGGGGAGCGUACUCCCUGUAAAGCUUCCUAAUGUUCAGGAUUAGUUGUCUGCACAGUUGCCCUUCCCGCCUCAAAUGACAACAUAGCUGGUCUGCGCCAUGGAACUCAGCGUCUUGUCCCCCCUGUCGAACGGCCUAGUACGCUUGGGAUAGAACUGGAGGAAGCGAAGUUGGGUUCGCGAGAGGGGUCCACUGGGCAUCGUGGAACCCGGUGGUCAGUAGGGAAAUGCGGGAUAAUGCAGUGGUCGAAAUGCAAACAGGCAAAGACGUCCCGCUGUUGGCUCAGAUUGUGUUGUGUUAUCCCUGUGAACUGACUCGAUCGCCCCGAGCUCCUAGUGCACCAGUGGCCCAGCUCGUCUGACUGGUAAGUUAACAGUCGGGGGAAUGGGUGGGGUGGUCGGUGCUUGAAAUAAUCAUCAUCCCCGGCUAUUGCUUCUC
This is a messenger RNA of Panicum hallii, 2903 nucleotides long. Its product is annotated as probable NOT transcription complex subunit VIP2. Lineage: Eukaryota; Viridiplantae; Streptophyta; Magnoliopsida; Poales; Poaceae. Gene Ontology annotation, cellular component: P-body; CCR4-NOT core complex. Gene Ontology annotation, biological process: nuclear-transcribed mRNA poly(A) tail shortening; regulation of DNA-templated transcription. Bases 285 to 2141 code for a protein of 618 amino acids. The record is from RefSeq and is a predicted model, not a curated record. The transcript is spliced from 15 exons.